AUGACGGUCCACUUUCCUGAUCAGUUGCUCAACCAAGGCCUCAACCCUCGCAACACGAUCUUUAUCUUUACCGCUCGUGUGGUGUUGUCCUUUUCUCUCGAGAUGUCCUGCGUUCUCCCUUCCACCCACAAACUCAAACUCCUGGCUCACGCAUUUCGAUCCUCGCCGGUGGCAGCCAAUGCAAAUGGCUUCGACAUUGUCUGGAGAGCUGGGGUCUGCAUAUACACAUUUCAUCUUGCGCUGUUUGCACUCCCAGCAACUCUUCGUCCCUUUGCGUAUCUUCCUCCGCUUCGCAUCCGAUUCGGCGAUCUCGUAUUCCAUAUCGAUUUCUAUGCACAGAGUCAGUGA
Molecule: messenger RNA, 348 nt
Organism: Penicillium verhagenii
Lineage: Eukaryota; Fungi; Ascomycota; Eurotiomycetes; Eurotiales; Aspergillaceae
Exons: 1
Coding region: 1-348 (115 amino acids)
Source: RefSeq, a predicted model, not a curated record